Molecule: messenger RNA, 927 nt
Organism: Oryzias melastigma (Indian medaka)
Lineage: Eukaryota; Metazoa; Chordata; Actinopteri; Beloniformes; Adrianichthyidae
Product: proto-oncogene tyrosine-protein kinase receptor Ret
Biological process (GO): multicellular organism development; cell surface receptor protein tyrosine kinase signaling pathway; positive regulation of kinase activity
Cellular component (GO): signaling receptor complex; axon
Molecular function (GO): ATP binding; transmembrane receptor protein tyrosine kinase activity
Source: RefSeq, a predicted model, not a curated record
GCCCUGCUGUACGACGACGCUCUCUCUGAAGAAGACACCCCACUAGUGGACUGUAAUAACGCCCCUCUCCCUCCAAUCCUCCCCUCCUCAUGGAUUGAAAACAAGCUCUGUGGUAGAAUCUCCCAUGCAUUUCCUGGAUUUUAGAAACAGGAUACACAGCACAAGCUCUCUUUUGACAAGCUGUGAUUGGCUUUCCGUAGUCCAGUGUGUGUGACUGUGAUCUAGGCAUGCCGUUUGUGGUUUGAUGCUGACAUAUCUCCCAUUUCAUGGUAGAUGAGAGACACAAUGAAAAAGGGGUUUGUGUUUUGACUUCUUUUGUAUAUUUGGACCUGCUUCAAAUGUACAUGAAUGCUGACCAAAAUCAUAAAGAUUGUGAAUAUGGACCAUAUAUAUAAAUAUAAAUAUUCUUUGUUUCCUAUUUAGAAUCUUCUCUCCACGCCAUGUGAAUCUCCUCAAUAUCAGUUAAGAUGUUUUCUGUUAGAAAUGACACCUUCAGGCAUAAAAGCUCCAGUUCAGUGCUAGUCUAACUAUGAGUCACAUUUUUGCAUCUUUUUACAUAAUUGUAUUUUAUUUUUUAUUUUUAUUGUACUUAACAUUUUAAUGAAUCCUCAAUGUACAGCAAAAUCAUCAAAGAGUUAAAAACAAAAAUCCUGAAUAACAAAGAUAUAUACCUUAACUUAAACUUAAUGGAUAUUUGGUGUAAAAGACAGUAAUAAUAAUAGUAAUAACUAGAAAAGUUCAAUUUCUUGUAAAAAUACGUUUGAUUGCAGAAUUACAGAAGGUGGUUGCUUUAAUUGAAUAACUUUAAGAAGAAGAAGCUAAAAUGUAUUGAACGGAAAAAGGUUUAAUUAAUUUCUGAAGCUGUACUAAUAUAAUAGUAUACUAAUAUUGUAUAAUACUUUAUACAAUAAAGUAUGUAGAAUUGUU